AUGAGAGCAGUAGAUUGUGCAAAUACAGUUGGUAAUCGAAGACUGGCGACAAAUCGAGUACGCUCAACAGGCGCAAGACAGACCAUAGAUAAUCCGUUCUUGACAUUCGAUGAUACAAAAGCCGAUCUCAAUACCGGAAGAACCGAGUUAGAAGAAUAUGUUUGGCAAUUUGCGGCUUUAGCAGAUCUCAAAGAUCGGUACGAGUUGCUUCGAUUCGGCGCUCGACUCGCUCGAGACAAGUUUGAGACUAUCAGCAGAUAUGCGGGCGAGCUCACAGGGCGGGAGAAGAAGCUUGUAGAGCAAGAGAAGGACAAGAGUACAGGAUUUUGGAAGCAGUCCAAAUUCUUGCGCGCGACGAUCAUGACGGCAAGUCUGGCAGGAAUGAUUCAGGGCUGGACGCAAAGCGUGAACAAUGGCACUGCCUAUGGCAUGCCAGACGAGUUUAAGUUAUGUGUUCGCAGAAACCAUGGAUGUCCUUCAUCUGACCUCUGGACUUUUGGAAUGCUGAAUGCCGUACCCUUGCUUUCCGCGGGCCUCUUUGGUACACUUCUCGCAGAUCCAUUGCAAGAGAACUUCUUGGGGAGGCGAGGUAGUGUGAUGCUCUCCUGUGCUAUCACAAUAGCCUCAACAAUCGGUGCGUCGGUUACGCAUAAUGUAGGCCAGCUCGCAGCCUGUCGCGCUAUCAAUGGAAUAGCUUUGGGCGCAAAAGCAUCGAUAGUUCCUAUAUAUGCGGCUGAGAUAUCGCCGGAACAUAUUCGGGGCGCAAUUCUGGCGAACUGGCAAUUGGCGGAUGCAGCAGGCAUCUUUCUCGGGUUUCUUGCGAAUUUGUUGGUCGUGGUUUACGUCAAAAAUUCCGCAUCUGCAUGGCGCAUCCUCACAAAUACGGUGCUUAUCCCCACGAUCCCGUUGUUGGUCAUGAUCUACUUGAUGCCGGAAUCCCCUCGGUACUUGAUGAAGCAUGGAAAUUACCGCAAAGCACUGGAGGCGUUUGAGCAGGUUCAAACCACACAGUUGUUGGCAAGUCGCGAUUUCAUGUAUGCGCAUGCACAACUGGAUUUCGAAAGCCGACUGCUGAAGGGGGAAGUCAACCAACUUGGUAACCUGGCCGAACGUGUAGACAUCAGCACGUCAAGCUUCGCUGGUGAGCCAUCCUUGGUAACACCAGAUCGCGUGCAGCUCGAAACGGUCGUUUCGCAAGCGCCCAUACCGCCAGGUCGACUAAUCCAAGGUUCCAAUACGGAAGCAACGACUGGAGGAACAACAAUAGAGCCAGGUAAUAGCCAGCAUCAACACAGAUCGCAUACUGAGCAAAACGAAAAUACCAACAUCGAGCUUGCGGUUCUGAACAGAAGAUGGAGCGAUGUUACAAGCCUAAACCUCGAUACUGAAGUCAAACGAGCGAAGAAGAAGAGUAACCCCUACUCGUAUAACAUUGGUGUCAACGGUUAUUACAAGCGUUUGAGAGAGCUGUGGUCCAACAAACGGUGUCGACGGGCACUGUUAAGCGCUUCGGUGUCCAUGAUCACUCAAACACUAACUGGCGUUAAUACGAUAGCGUUCCUCGGCACCAUAGUCUGGAACAAUGCCAUUACAGACAACAGCGACCAAAUUGCCGCGAUAAUAGGUCUGGCCUUUGGAGCAGCAAACUAUGUGUUUGGGCUACCAGCAUAUUGGUCCUCCGACCGAUUAGGACGGUCGAUCAUGCUCUUGCUCGGCUUACCAAACAUGGCCUGGUCAAUUUUGGUGUUUGCUUUCCUUUUCAAGAUCUCUGAGUCGGAGACCGUCCGAACCCCAUUGAUUAGCAUCUUCGCUGUCAUUUUCGUCGCCUUUUAUGCUCCGACGGCGGGUACAUCCCCGUUCUCGAUUGCAGCAGAGGUCUUCCCUCUCGUGUCGAGAGAAGCCGGUAUGGCUGUCUCCGUCGCUAUUAACCUCUCGGGCGCUGGUAUAUUGGUCCUGGUUUUCCCGUUCUUGUUGAAUAGCAUUGGGCCGACCGCUGCAUUCUCAAUCUUUGCAGGCCUGAACUUGGUCGCCUUCGUGUUGGUGUACUUGUUUGUUCCAGAGACGAGGAUGCGGACGUUGGAGGAGCUGCAGUAUACGUUCGAUUUGCCGACCGGAUGGCAUGUCGCAUAUCGGCUGGGGUACAUACGGCGGCAUGUCUGGGAGAAUUGGUGGAAGUAUCUUGCUCGCAAAGAGGUUGACCCGCCUAUCGCGUUCUAUGCAUGGGCACGAGAGACGUACAGAGAGAUGGAAGAUGCCAGCUGA
Molecule: messenger RNA, 2262 nt
Organism: Alternaria arborescens
Lineage: Eukaryota; Fungi; Ascomycota; Dothideomycetes; Pleosporales; Pleosporaceae
Exons: 4
Coding region: 1-2262 (753 amino acids)
Biological process (GO): transmembrane transport
Cellular component (GO): membrane
Molecular function (GO): myo-inositol:proton symporter activity
Source: RefSeq, a predicted model, not a curated record